AGAAUAUGAAUGGUAUUGCAUACCCUUUCGAUUUGCUGUAGAAUGAGGAAAAACUUCACUUGUUUUAAAAUAUCAAAGCCAAAAUUUAUGGAUAAAACGACGCUUAAAUUUCAUUAGAGCCAAUUCCUGGAUCCCUUUUUAUCACGAAUGUCAGAAUAUGUUGGUUCAACUUCCCGAAAAAGAUGGAAGAAUUGUCUCCUUAAGAGAGAUAACUAGUUGAAACCAUUCAAGUUAAGCAUGGACAAAAAAAGGAAUUGUGGUAAUCAUUGAAUCUGAAUGGCAAAUCUUUUAUGUUCAUUUAUCCUCGAUUAUUAUCUCACGGUUUACAGGGUAACAAGUUGCGUUGUUUCAUUGGAGAAUUGGAGGCAGAAGAAGAUGUCUAUAUUCAGUAGAGCAAAAGUACUGGACUGGAAGACUUCCUAGAGUAAGACAAUCCUGUGAAUAUCGUGGAUUUAGAGAGAGGGAAAUAUUAAGUAAUUAUUCUAAUUCAACUUUAGAUAGAAUUUGAUCUCUAGCUUUUAGAUAAACAGACUCAGGAUGAGAUUUUCGAUCUAGUCACUGAAUACUCUAUAAAUCAAUAAGAUUCAAGUGAUUCUGAACAAAGUAAUUGA
Paramecium octaurelia is the source of this 611-nucleotide messenger RNA. The record is from the annotation of a GenBank genome assembly. NCBI's taxonomy places the organism in Eukaryota, Ciliophora, Oligohymenophorea, Peniculida, Parameciidae.